UUAUGGCUUGUGAUGAAUCUUGAUCAGCACUCAGAUGGCAGACCCCUUCAAUGGUGCUCAAGCUGUGCUGUAAUAUAUGGAAGGUAUUUGUCACUGAAUAGGGCGGCUCUUCCCUCUGGCCCAGCUCUUAAACAAUACCCUACAGCAAAGCUUCCUUCAGAUGGGAUGGCUGUGAUAUAUCAUUGCAAUGGGGCAGCACGUUCCCUCCUUCAACACUGAACACACUGAGAAAGACUGUCAUUCAGUGGACUAGGCGUCUUAUCAUGUGUCCAUGUAUCGGAGGUCCUUUAAGCCGGGGAGCCACAACAGAGGACGCAUUCAUCGCCGGGUGAAGCGACACGGAGCAAGGGGGGCUGAAGCCGAUGCAGAAAUCCCUACCCAGCGACCAGAAACUCACAAAGUUUGAUUUCAACAACAACAGAAGAAGUGGAAAAGGAAAAAGUUUGGAUUACCAAGAGGGGGCAGGAAAAAAGGAGACCUUUUUGAAAAUCCGCUUUCAGGAAUGUACCUUUGCAUGACCAAGCUAACUGAAGCAAACAUGAAAACAAAUUAAUUAAAAUAUAUGUAUAUCUGUGUAGGUCUAUCUAUAAACGAAGCUUUAAGUGUAAAACGUGGGUAAACAGCUAAGCAAAUAGAAGGCAUUCUCAGAAUAGGAAAAAAAAAGGCGCUUCAUUUGCAACAAGGAACAUAAACUAGAAAGGGAGGCAGACAAGCUAACUGGGUGAAGAUGUCGGGUGAGGACCACAGUUUGUCGGAGACGGACAUGAGCCCCGGGGCUUCGGAAGACGGACACUCAUUGUCUCCGGGUCCAGCCUCAAGCGCAGCCGGCGGGGAGUCUCCUUUACCCGGGCAGCAGGACUCCUGCGAGCCGGGGCAUGCCGGCGGCGUCACCGUGAAAUCGGAAGCGGACGAUGACCGCUUUCCAAUCGGGAUUAGAGAAGCGGUCAGCCAGGUGCUGAACGGCUACGACUGGACUCUGGUGCCCAUGCCCGUGCGGGUCAGCUCCGGGAACAAAAACAAACCUCACGUCAAGAGGCCGAUGAAUGCGUUCAUGGUUUGGGCGCAGGCUGCGCGGAGGAAACUAGCCGACCAGUACCCUCAUCUGCACAACGCGGAGCUCAGCAAGACACUGGGGAAGCUGUGGAGGCUGUUGAACGAGAGUGACAAGCGUCCCUUCAUCGAGGAGGCGGAGCGACUGCGCAUGCAGCACAAGAAGGACCACCCCGAGUACAAGUACCAGCCACGCCGCCGCAAGAAUGGCAAAUCAGGAGCCGGCUCUGAGGGCGACGCCCACUCCGAGGGCGAGGCCACACCCAGCGGCCAACCGCUCUUCAAGAGCCUGCACCUGGAACACGCCCACUCCGCGGGGGCGGGCUCUCCGCUCUCUGACGGGCUCCACCCCCAUCCAGCAGGUCAAACCCACAGCCCUCCCACUCCGCCCACCACCCCCAAGACCGAACUCCAGUCCGGAAAAUCCUCGGACGGCAAGCGCGGGGAGCGCCCCCUGGGGGUGGGGGGCGAGGGGGGUGGGGCUAGUGGACCAGGCAAACCCCACCUGGAUUUUGGGAGCAUGGAUAUCGGGGAGAUCAGCCAUGAGGUCAUGUCCACCAUGGAGCCCUUCGACGUGAAUGAGUUCGACCAGUACCUGCCUCCCAACGGGCACUCCGCGGGGCAGCCCGGGGGGUCCUCGUACCCCUACGGGAUCACCAGUGCCCUGGCAGCGGCGGGGGGUCACUCCGCGGCCUGGCUGUCCAAACAUCACCACCACCACCACCACCACCACCACUCCCCGGCCAGCUCCAGCGAGCCCGGCAAGGCUCCUGUCAAGAGCGAGUCAAGCUUCGCAGAGCAGCCCAGCGGCUCCCAGCUCACCUACACCUCCCUCAGCCUCCCUCACUACGGGACAGCCUUCCCAGCCUUGUCCUCCCGCCCUCAGUUUGAGUACAGCGACCACCAGCCAUCCACCUCUUACUACAGCCAUGGAGCACAGCCCUCCGGCAUCUACUCUGCCUUGAAGAGUAUGUGA
Messenger RNA from Polyodon spathula (Mississippi paddlefish), 2026 nucleotides. It is a transcript of the gene sox10, whose product is annotated as SRY-box transcription factor 10. The transcript has 5 exons. Lineage: Eukaryota; Metazoa; Chordata; Actinopteri; Acipenseriformes; Polyodontidae. Gene Ontology annotation, biological process: neural crest cell migration; negative regulation of transcription by RNA polymerase II; peripheral nervous system development. The record is from RefSeq and is a predicted model, not a curated record. Bases 728 to 2026 code for a protein of 432 amino acids. Gene Ontology annotation, cellular component: nucleus. Gene Ontology annotation, molecular function: RNA polymerase II cis-regulatory region sequence-specific DNA binding; DNA-binding transcription factor activity, RNA polymerase II-specific.